Messenger RNA from Coregonus clupeaformis (lake whitefish), 2364 nucleotides. It is a transcript of the gene nanog, whose product is annotated as nanog homeobox. Gene Ontology annotation, biological process: regulation of transcription by RNA polymerase II. The record is from RefSeq and is a predicted model, not a curated record. The transcript has 4 exons. NCBI's taxonomy places the organism in Eukaryota, Metazoa, Chordata, Actinopteri, Salmoniformes, Salmonidae. Bases 272 to 1468 code for a protein of 398 amino acids. Gene Ontology annotation, molecular function: DNA-binding transcription factor activity, RNA polymerase II-specific; RNA polymerase II cis-regulatory region sequence-specific DNA binding.
GGCUUCGACCUUGACCCACACCCAUUCCCAUUCCCAUAUAAACAGCACCCCAGAUUUGAUACUUUUGUCAAUUCUCUAUAAAAGCUGUCACUGCUACAACUUAGUUGUUUUCGCUGAGUAGGUAAAGUAAAUUUGCUAGCUAGCUACACCAAGUAGCGUUCAAACUUCUGGAAGGGUGGCUUCCGCGUUCUCGAUCUUUGGGCUGCUGCGUGACAACUUGUUUGGACAUUUAUUGUUCACAAAGAAGAGGCCUAACUUUACAGUGGAAGAUAUGGCAGACUGGAAGGUACCAGUGAGCUACAACCCAUCCUACCACGCUUUUGCCUAUGGUCUCAUGUACCAAGCAGGGGCUGAGCAAAAUCAUCCCAACUUCUCCAGCUGGGCAGAGGCCACAUACAACUCUGGGGUCAGCGGCAGCUACUACUCACAAGCGCAGCAUCAUCAAUCACCACCCUGGAGUCCUGAACAAAACAAUGCUGGCACGAGCAAUGGCCACUACCCGGGUUCUAUGGUAUAUCUUGGUGACCCUCACAGCCAUACCCAGAGUGGCCGCCUUUUCAUUUCCCACAACCGGGCUCAGCAUGAUCCGCGGACGAAGGAGACCGAGCGGCCAAGUAGCGACACUCAGAGCGACUCGGAGACUCAUACCUCACCAGAUUCGUUGAGUUCAGGGAACGGCAGAGAGGAGUACAAUCCUCAAGCCAACCCAGCCACCUGGGUGAGAAAGGAGUUGGAUGAGGAGACAGACAGUGGAAGCCCAAAUAGCAGUGAGCAUGUCUCCAGUUCUCAUCCAGAGGAGCUUACAAGUCUACAAGUUAUGGGGAGUGAGGACUGCACCCUGCAGUCAUUGCCCCCAUCUCCUCCAGAGAAAGCGGACAAGAAUACCCCCAAACAAAAAGCUCGGACUGCUUUCUCAACAGGCCAAAUGGAUGCCCUUACCCAUAGGUUUAACAUGCAGAAGUACCUCACCCCUGCUGAGAUGAAGACCCUGGCUGGACUGACUGGGCUAACUUACAAACAGGUAAAAACGUGGUUCCAGAAUCGCAGGAUGAAACUGAAGAGGCACCAGAAAGACGACAGCUGGGUAUUACCUGGCUACCCCAACCCUGGAUACCCCAACAUGCCACAGCGCCCUCAGUUUCAGGGUGAACCUCAAGCACAGAUCCAGGACCACACCAAUGCUCAACAGUUUCGAGAAGCCAUGUUAAGGAAGAGCCCUCAACAGAACCUGCCUUACUAUGCUGGUGGGUACCCUCGGCCAUCCUCUUCUCCCCCCCAGCCCCCUGCAAGGCCCCCGGGCAACUGGCCCCUGCCCCCAGCUGUGACUCACUAUGAGUACCCCAAUGGCUACAGCACCGCGAGGGGCUACAGCACGGGCAGUGUAAACCACAACACUAGCAUCAACAGUGAUGACGGGAACGCCAUCAGCCCCAUGCGCAUGACCAUGAUGCAUAACUCUAGCCAGUAACCAACAGGGGUAUCAUGUUAGCGGUCUUGGCGGUAAAUUGACUGUUUUGUCAACUUGUGAAAUUUAUUUUUGUUUUGAAAGAUUAUUACAAUUAUUGUUGAUAUUCACACAGGCAAUUCUCUAUUUUGUGACUAGGUGUUGGCUAAUCUUAUCAAUCCAUUUUAACCAUUCGCUGGUCCCGUUUGAAAACUGUUGCCCUUGUUCAUAUUCUUUAAAAAAAAAAAAAUUUUAGGCUGACAUUUUAUACCUUCCAAAGUUCUUAUCCGAGUAUUUAAAAUUGAUGUGUUUGCUCCGUCUGCUUUUUGACACUCCAAACUCCGACAAAGCUUUGCUGUGUCUAUGCUGGAAGUGGCACGCUUUUAUUCAUUCACUAGGCUAUUUGAUGAACUGAUCUGUGCAAGGCACUGCUAGACAUGUUCCUGUACUGAAUGUUUGUCGGUCCAUGCUGCACCAGAUUUGUAUCAUAUUGGGUGCUCUUAACAUUACUGCCGUGUUUUUAUGACCUCUAUUUGUUGUACAGUGUUUGGUGAUUCUUCUUGGCUAAUUUCAAGUACCCCCCCCCCAAUGUUUUUCCUACUUUGCGCCCACAGAACACUGACCAUGUGUUCAAGUUCUGCCUAGUUUUUUAUUUUUUUAUUUGUAUAAUUCACCCUAUUGGUGCAUAGUCUACCUGUAAUAAAACAAUGUGGGAUUUACUUGUCUUGGAUGAUAUACUCCUGACAGUUUGGGCAAAUUGUUGAUUUGUAGAUUUAACUUCAUUACACAGGUUUUUUUCUCUCCUUUUGAAGGCAUAAUUGUUUGACAAACCCAGCAACCUACCUGGUGUAAAUAUGUACAUAAUUCCACACUGAAUGCUUUGACCAGGGUUUUUGGUAAUAAAUGUAAUCUGUUACUGA